GAAAGCUUUGACACAGGACUCACACGAGGAGCUCACAGGACCUGCAACAGGAUCACUCUGCCUGCUAGGUUGUGUGUGACUCGUAGGAAGGGUGGCAGGGAUGACAGCAUCCAGCGGGGCCAUUGCAAUAUUCCAGACACAUCUUCCAAGAAAUAAAAAUGAGGAAGUCAAGAAAACUGAAAAGAAAUGAAAAGAGAGGAGACACACCCCGGAGGAGGAGAUCAAAGCUGGCCCCAUAUAUAACAUCUUCAUGCAUGCAGUCUCUGCCUGUGUUCUGAUUAUUAUUUACUGCCCAAAGUUGAGGACAUGGGAGAUCCCAGAUUAUAGACUCCUGAGCUCUCAGACACAGGGACCAGCAGGACUCCAGGCACUUAUGUGACUCCUCCCUUGGUCUCCUCUACUCCACUCUCCAGGAUUUCAUUUUAUCCAACUCUACUCAUUGCUGCCCAACAAAACCAAGCAUCACAGCCUCCAGUCUUUGCACAGCUCUGACAGCCUCGGACUUGCUCCAACCAUGUCAAUGACAUAUGAGAACCUCCAGUCCUUGGAGAGUGAAAAGAAAAGCCAGAGGAUUAGAAAUGGGCUGCAUGCACCCCAGGUCUUCCUACAGCAUCUCUGCUCUGGACCACGCCUCUUCCUGCUCUUCCUGGGCCUCAGCCUCUUCCUGCUGGUCGGCAUCUGUGUGGUUGGAUCCAAAAGUUCCAAGAUUCAGAGGGACCUGGAGACUCUGAGAGCAACUUACAGCAACUUUACCUCAAACACUGAGGCAGAGAUCCAGGCACUGCAUGCCCAGGGUGGCCGCUUGCAAGAAACGAUAACAUCUCUGAAAGUGGUGGUAGAAAACCAGGGGCAGCAGCUGCAAGCAGCCCGCAGCUUGAAUGACAAGGUGUUGUCUCUGGAGAGCAAGCUGGAGAAAGAGCAGCAGGAACUCAAAGCAGGCUAUUCUGACAUGGUUGUGCGAGUCCAGGAGCUGGUCAGAGACCUGAACUCCCUAAGUUGCCAGAUGGCUGUGCUCAAGAGCAAUGGCUCCCAGAAGUCCUGCUGCCCCAUUAACUGGUUGGAGCAUGAAGGCAGCUGCUACUGGUUCUCCAGUACUGGGAAGCCCUGGCCUGAAGCUGAGAAUUACUGCCAUAUGGCAAACUCACACCUGGUGGUUAUCAACUCUAGACAGGAGCAGGAUUUUGUCCAGCAACAUAUAGGCUCCUCAUACACCUGGAUGGGCCUCAGUGAUCCUGAAGGAGUCUGGAAAUGGGUGGAUGGGACAGACUAUGAGACCAGCUUCAAGAACUGGAAGCCAGGCCAGCCAGACGACUGGCACGGGCAUGGGCUGGGUGGAGGUGAGGACUGUGCCCACUUCCACCCUGAUGGCAGGUGGAAUGACGACGCCUGCCAGAGGCCCUACCACUGGAUCUGUGAGGGCAGCCUGGGCAAGUUUACAUAGGAGUGUCUGAGAGCUGCUUCCUGUGGACCACUCAACCAUGGAAAUGGCAGGGAUGGGGGAGAGGGAUUCUUCCAAGACACCCCUAACAAGAGCCCUGGGAGAUCAGAGUGCUACCAUUAUGUUAAAGUUUUUUCUCCUCAACUUUCAAAAGACUGUAUAGAGUUACUAAGAUGUUUUUUAAAAAUUAAAUUUCAGCUCUA
This is a messenger RNA of Phyllostomus hastatus (greater spear-nosed bat), 1641 nucleotides long. Its product is annotated as C-type lectin domain family 10 member A-like. Lineage: Eukaryota; Metazoa; Chordata; Mammalia; Chiroptera; Phyllostomidae. Bases 515 to 1441 code for a protein of 308 amino acids. The transcript has 11 exons. Gene Ontology annotation, molecular function: signaling receptor activity. The record is from RefSeq and is a predicted model, not a curated record.